Messenger RNA from Seminavis robusta, 1110 nucleotides. The record is from the annotation of a GenBank genome assembly. NCBI's taxonomy places the organism in Eukaryota, Bacillariophyta, Bacillariophyceae, Naviculales, Naviculaceae.
AUGAGCCAUCAACCGAAUGAAGAACAAGAAAGCACUUUUCUGUGGACCCCACUGGUGAUUCCUUUGGGCGCCAUUGUCCUUCACUUCCAAGGCUGGAGUCAGUUUCUGGCCAGUGUAUCCAAAAUGCUGCAACAAUCCUCUUUGGAGGAAUUCUCCUCGGCCCUUUCCUUUUGGUUCUUGGGAGCGCUUAGUCAUCCCUUGAUGGAAGCCGCCUUUGACAUUUCCGAACUCCUUCAUGCAUCGCCUGGACCACGCGUUUUAGGCUUGGUGCCGUGGUCCUUUUUGUUGGGCGCGCUUGUCGUGGGAAUCGCACUGGUGCAAAGUGACAAACUACGAACCGUCGUAGGUUCGACGUGUGUGGCCUGGGUGCUGGCGUACAUGGGAGCGGGAUUGGAUGGCACUACUACUGGAGACUACAACAUCCAACUCGAUGAUUCCUAUCAAGGACGUGUCGUUCAGGGAUGUCCGUCGCCAGAGUUGGUACAGGCAUUACGCACGUCACAACAGUUUGACUACCAAAAAUAUCAAGGACGAUGGUAUUGGCACAAGGUACAUGAUUGGACCCAGUUUCAUCAAAUGUACGAUACCACACUCGACAUUCAACUGACCACAGAUGAUACAACUAGUAUGGUUACCGGAUACAUCAAUACACUCACCAUCAAAGGACCAUCUCCCGAGAAUAGUCCCUUGGCAUGGGACAAAUCACCCCUCUUGCAGGGUGUUCGGUACAGUUGGAAGGGAGAGAUUGAUACUACUUCUGACAACAAGAAUGGAGUCUCGCAAGAAUCGGGAUUUGGAGUCACCUUUCCCAACUACAUUAUUGACGUCGAUAAGGAUUAUCAAGAAUUGGUACAAUUUCAAUGCAUCGAGGUAGGAGGAGUACGACUCUACGAAGGCAUUGACUUUAUGAGUCGAUCCCCCACCAUGACGGAUGCACAAUUGGACAAAAUGCAUCAACGAGCAAGAUCCAUUGAUCCGUAUGGGGCAUCUCCCGACCAGAUGCAGCGGAUUCCACAACUGCAACAACAACAACAAGCAGAAGUAGACAAUGCCUGGCAAGACCUGUGGAAAUGGUUACAGGUCGACCGGUACCUCGAUCAGUCGCUCUAA